Molecule: messenger RNA, 1917 nt
Organism: Etheostoma spectabile (orangethroat darter)
Lineage: Eukaryota; Metazoa; Chordata; Actinopteri; Perciformes; Percidae
Exons: 12
Coding region: 257-1819 (520 amino acids)
Source: RefSeq, a predicted model, not a curated record
AACUGAAUGUGAAUCGCCAUCAUGCAGCUGCAAGGCCAAACUGGUAAAAGUGGUCACCUAAAAUAAUUCAUCCCACAAGCCGUUUCCUGCUAAGCAGAGAAUCAUAUGCGUGAAUAUAUUGCCAUCUGUGUUACUAUUUUUGUUAUUUUUUCUGAGUACAGUUCGCUGCAAGAAUUUGUCAUCACUUUGGGCACACUCACUCUCAAGACAUAGGGACAUUGAGGACCAAACUCUUCAAACAAUACAGCUGAACGUCAUGGAUCAACAGAUGGAUAUCUAUGUCAAUGAAGAGGGACCUUUUGGUUAUUCUAGCAAAAGGAAGAGUUUGGCAAAAAGUUCGGAAAAUAUUUAUGAAAGUCUGGAGCCAAACAGAACUGGACCUGCACUCUCAAGUGCUGAAGAUGUGAAGAAGAGUUCCUGCAGAGCUGCUGCGGUGGGUCAGGGUGUGCUGAGUCUUCUCCUUCUGACUGGACUCAUAACUCUGGUUCACCUAUUCACCAAAGGCAACUCUGAGUGGGAAAUGAAGAUGGCCCUGUUACACAACAGUUUUACCAACCUGACUCAAGAAAGAGACCAGUUACAGACCAGGUACACCAACCUGACUGAAGGAAGAGACCAGUUACAGACCAGUUACACCAUCCUGAAUCAAGAAAGAGACCAGUUACAGACCAGUUAUAACAUCCUGAAUCAAGAAAGAUACCAGUUCCAAAAAAGAAUUGAAGACAUGACCAAAGAGAUAACUGAUCUUCGUAAAAAGCUUCAAGAUCUGAGUAACAAACAAGAAUGGGUGUAUCUCAGCGGUAGUUUCUACCACGUUUCUUCUACCAAGAAGAAAUCCUGGCAAGGAAGCAGAGAUGACUGUGUGCAAAAAGGUGCGGACCUGGUGAUUAUCAACAGCAGAGAAGAACAGGAAUUCAUUAGACGGUUCCCAAAGCCCAUGUGGAUUGGACUGACUGAUAAAGAGACAGAGGGGAGAUGGAAAUGGGUGGAUGGAACUCUGCUGACCCAAAGCUACUGGAUGCAUUUAGAACCAAAUGGGCGUUUGUCUAGAGAUGAAGACUGCGCAGAAAUAUCCAACAAUUUUCUCUCAAACAGCUGGAAUGAUGACCUGUGUAACAUUGAAAAAUUCUGGAUUUGUGAGAUGACAUCGCCUCUGUACAUGGCGAGGUUUGUCCGUGGAGAGCAGUCGGAGAUCACUGACUAUGUAAAUCUACCUGAACCAUCGGCCAGGAGUGUUGGCCAGGACGGGGGAGUGACUGCUGCAGGGUCUGGUGGAAAACUGUACAGACUGGUUGCUGUGAGCUUUGGACUGCUGUGUGUCUUACAAGUUGCCGUCAACAUUUCGCUGCAUCUCUACAGCUUUUACAGUAAGACACCCGACGAAGCGUUCAACUGCACAAACCUGAGGAGCGAACUCAUUACCUUUGAUCGCUUUUCGCAACAAGGAUGGGUGUAUUUCCGUCGCAGUUUCUAUUACUUUUCUACUGAGCAGUCAUCCUGGCAAAAAGGCAGAGCUGACUGUCAGCAGAGAGAAGCAGACCUUGUGAUUAUCAACAGCAAACAAGAGCAGGAUUUCACACGACAAUUUAAUAAGGUCUCAUGGAUUGGACUGAUCCCAAAAAGAGCCAACGGGACGUGGAAAUGGGUGGAUGACACUCUGCUGACCCAAAGCUACUGGAGCCCUGGGGAGCCAAAUGGUUUUGGAGGCAGAGAUGAAGACUGUGUAGAAACAAGGUUCCUUGAUAGGGAGAACAGCUGGAAUGACAUACCAUGUACUGAUCAAAACUUCUGGAUCUGUGAGAAGAUGAUAGAGUUGUAACACAGCUUAUAAAACUCUGAAUAACUAAAAUUAAAUUCCUGUUUAAUCCAGAUGUACACAUUCUCAUAUCCCACAACGAUAUAGGUCAUUUAUUCCUA